Notolabrus celidotus (New Zealand spotty) is the source of this 1398-nucleotide messenger RNA. It is a transcript of the gene cldn15a, whose product is annotated as claudin 15a. Gene Ontology annotation, biological process: bicellular tight junction assembly; cell adhesion. Gene Ontology annotation, cellular component: bicellular tight junction; plasma membrane. The coding region runs from base 179 to 847 and encodes 222 amino acids. Lineage: Eukaryota; Metazoa; Chordata; Actinopteri; Labriformes; Labridae. The transcript has 5 exons. Gene Ontology annotation, molecular function: structural molecule activity. The record is from RefSeq and is a predicted model, not a curated record.
AUUAUACAUAUCUGUGGAGCUGGGCACAUCUCACAGUGGCAGACGAGACUCAACACACUCACAGAGACACACUGCUUUCAAAAUAAGAGCAUCUGAUUUCAACAACCAGGUGAAUUUAUCACAUAAAUAUAAAGGAUCUGGAUUUAAUUCUUCACGACUGCUGGGCCGAGGAGGGAUCAUGGAUCCGAUUGUGGAAGUAGUGGCUUUUAUUUUGGGGUUCGUCGGUUGGGUGAUGGUCGGGGUCACCCUGCCGAACAGGUACUGGAAGACCUCCACCGUGGACGGGAACGUCAUCACCACAUCCACCAUCUAUGAGAACUUGUGGAUGUCAUGUGCGACGGAUUCAACCGGGGUCCACAACUGCAGGGAGUUCCCUUCUUUGUUGGCUCUGAGUGGCUACGUCCAGGCGUCUCGUGCCCUCAUGAUCACAUCUGUAGUGCUGGGCACCUUCGGACUGGUUGCGGCCCUGAUAGGCAUGCAGUGCUCGAAGGCUGCAGAGGGCAACGUAGUUCUUAAAGGGAGGAUUGCUGGCACUGCUGGAGUACUUUUCAUACUGCAAGGUGUGUGCACAAUGGUCUCAGUCUCCUGGUACGCCUUCAACAUCACUCAGGACUUCUUUGACCCGUUCUAUCCGGGGAUAAGGUAUGAAAUCGGAGAAGCACUUUACAUCGGCUGGUGCUCGGCUGUGCUCGCCAUCGCCGGAGGAGCCUGCCUAACCUGCUCCUGCAGAAUGGGGCAUGAGGAAAAAUACCCGUUGCCUUAUCAAUCCAGAGGAACUGCAUAUUCUGGACCAGCACAGACCAGAAGUGUGGCUGCCAGCACUUACGGAAGAAAUGCUUAUGUUUGAGAAACAGAAACCUGAUCCGUCACAAAUGCUUGGAUGGAACUUAUUCAUCACCACAUUGUUUGUUGAUGGGUUAAAUAUAUCCUAGUGUACGACCUUUACACUUCAGAUGGAGCUUACUGUUUGUUCAAUGUUCAGUGGUUGAUAUGACAUUAACCACAGAACUGUGUACUCUGUACAAAUGAUAGCUUUCAAAUUGAUAGUGCUCAAGACGUAAAAGUUGUGAAGGGCCAAUGGGCCACAUCACACAUCACACAGACAUACUGUACGCCCUCAAUGAUUCUAUUUAUGUUUCUCUGAUGAUAUGAGCACAAAUACAUUAACACACAGUCACUUUUCAUAAAGCUUUCCAAUCAUUUGAUAAUCUGUAUACAUUCUAUUAAGACUUUUGUCUAAUUUUGGUCAGAAACUGAUGUGAUUCAUUGUGCGCGUCUGUGUUUUUUGUACAGUUUUAUAGAAAAUUCUUCUGAAAGAAGGACAAGGACGAGUUAUGUGCAUUGUUUUUUGUUUGUUUUUAUACGAUUGUACGUAAUAAAAUGUUUUAUGCUCAAUGA